UUCGUCAGUUCACUUCGUGCCUCGUUGCAAGUAGCAGCGUUUCUCUGCCGUUCUCCGCUUAGUUUUUCAGCAUUUCUACACUUUUUUACCGGAUUGUUGUUAGUCAGAGAUUGCCACCUUUUACAAUAUUACAAUAAACAGAAGGCCUUGAACUUGAAAGCGAAAGUGAAGAAUAUAUACAAUUGCCUCAACUGUUGGUGUGACUUAAGGAAAAAUAUUACAGGGAAGGACCCUUGAAGGAAGGACUCCUCGCUGUACAAAGCUGAACAAAGAAACACAAUUGUAGUUUGGAAGAAAAAGUUGUUUUCAAGAAAUCUUUGUCCAGGGUUUGAGGCAUUUUGAGAAAUUAUUGAUCUCACUCUUUGAGCUUUUUUGUGUUAUUUCACAGUUAUUGUGGAAAGGGAUGUGAAAUUUGUGAAGCGACGUAUAGUUAGCUAACUAUUGUUUAUUCGUGAUUAAUAUUAGUGGUAUAUUAGUACUUCUGGUGGGUGUUUUGGGUGCGGUGGUGCAUCGAAAAUGAGUCCAAGUCCAAAUAAAUCUCAAAAAUAUAGAAAUGGAAAUGGACCAAAGUCGGAGAGCGAAAACUCAGGGAAAUGGGAGGACGACGGGAUUUACAUGAAGGGGGAGAAAGCGCCCCUCUCUCCCGUCAGCGAGGCCAUCGACGAGGACGACUUCGAUGGGGGCAUCAUGAUGUACGAUGUCGCCGAGGUGGGAGUACCUUCGGUCCCUGAUGGAGGUUAUGGCUGGGUCAUUGUGUUCGCCUCCUUCAUGUGCAAUCUUAUCGUCGACGGAAUUGCUAAUUGCUUUGGCGUCUUCCUUCCGAAAUACGUGGAAGCAUUCGGUGUGGGGAAGGGAAGCGUCGCCUGGGCCGGCUCCCUCCUGUGUGGCGUCUAUCUCUGUGUGGGGCCGGUUGUGAGCGCUUUGACCAACAAGUUUGGAUGCAGAACGGUUUGUAUUGCGGGAUCCAUCGUGGGGUCGGUCGGCUUCGCUCUGUCCUCGCUCUCCUCCUCCUUGGAAAUCCUCCUCAUCACCUAUGGCGUGGUCGGAGGGGUCGGUUUUGGUCUCAUUUAUCUUCCGGCAGUCGUUUGCGUCGGGUAUUAUUUCGAGUCCAAGAGAGCCUUCGCUACUGGAAUUGCAGUGUGCGGCUCAGGAGUGGGAACGUUUGUUUUCGCCCCAAUUGCUCAGAUGCUGCUCGGCGUGAUGACCUGGGAUCAGGCAAACCUCAUAUUUGCCGGUGUCAUCCUCCUCUGCGGAGGAUUUGGACUGCUCAUGAAACCUCUUGAAGUGCAAGUUCAGAUGGAAGAUGAAGAAGAGUAUGAAGAAGAUCCUGAUCGCAUUCCGAAAACUAAACCACUUCUUCAACGAAUGGCAGAGGACAAGAGAAAUUAUUUCGAUCGAGGAUCACUCUCUGGAUCUGCAUAUUUUAUGGUUCAACUUCCCGAUGGAACGAUGGAACGUCGUCAAAAGAUGCCACUCAACGUAGAUCCAGGCGUUCACUCCAGUUUUCAUCUAGACCAGUUGGUACCUGGAAAUGCACUCACCCCCGUUCCGACCUUGCCCACAAUCACGGAAGCGAAAACUGUAGAAUCUGUGAGUGGAGGUAGCAGUGGGAUAUAUUCAUCUAGUGCAGGAGGGGAUAAGAAAGAUCAGGAUGAGACUUCUUCAAAUUCAAACCCCCUGCCCACCAUUCCUGAACCCAUUCCAGAGUCACCAGAAGAGCGUGAAAGCCCAGAUGGGGAUCUUCCAAUGUCGAUGAGCAUCCCAAUUCCCAGACGUGGUCCGAGAAGAAACAGUGAAGGAGUUGUGUCUUCAUCAUCACCUUCGUCCAACCAGGGCACUCCAAGUUCCAGCUACAAGGAACGGGAAGCACUGGCAAAUCGCACUCCUAGUAAACCUAUCCCUGUGAGAAAGAGCAUUACAGGUUCCACUGCAGGCACAACUGGAGUAAAUAUACCGAGAAACGGUUCCGCACCUCAGUUCAACUAUGCAAGAAGCAUUCCGAAGAAUGGGAGCGUCCCAGUGUUCAACCAAAUGCAAAGGAAACAUUCUUUCAAAGCAGUGCCCAUCGGGUCCGUUAAUCCAGCAACACGAAACAGCAAACCAAAUCUUCAGGAAAGAAGAAGAAGUUCCAUUAAAAAUUCAGUGCUGUCAUUUGUCUCAUCUAAACCUAAGCUAAAUGGAGGCCAAGAGGAUGAUUACAAUUCCAUGUGGAGCAAGCAAGAACUGUCCGACGGUCUCAUAUUUAGCAGUUCUAUUAAAACACAAUCCGCGGAGCCACGCCAUAUCGUUCGCCCCAUGUCGCGUAAAGACAUUUUCUACUCGGGAUCUAUCGUGAAUCUCCCAGAGUAUCAAAGUCAGAAAAGCCUUCAUUCUUAUCGCCAAAGCAUUCUCAAUCUUCCCAGAACAGACACACAGGCGGAUGCUUUAGACGCAGAGAUGUCACCAGCUAAAGAGGCGCCAUCCUCAUGCCCUUGCUUCGGUUCGGGUCCGGGCGCCUUCAAAUCUGCUUUGGCGCAAAUGAUGGACUUUUCAUUAUUGAAGAACCCCGUUUUCAUAUUCAUUGCUAUCAGUAACGUUUUUGGAAUGCUGGGGUUUUAUGUCCCAUUCGUGUACAUUAUGGAUGCUGCGAUCGCUAGCGGUGUUGAUAGCAACAAUGCUGCACUACUAUUGUCCAUCAUUGGAGUGACGAACACGAUAGGUCGAGUGGUUUGUGGCAUUUUAUCAGAUCUUCCGCAAAUCAAUUCCUUCUUCAUGAACAAUAUGUGCAUACUUCUAUCCGGAAUCUGUAUUUCUUGCGUCCCCUUUUGCAGCAGCUACUACUCCUACAUCGGCGUGGCAAUAUUUUUCGGCCUCUUUGUGAGCGGCUAUGUUUCAUUGACUUCCAUCAUUUUGGUGGAUCUACUCGGCUUGGACAAUCUGACAAACGCAUUCGGUCUUCUUAUCCUCUUCCGAGGCGGGGCUUCGAUUGUUGGCGCUCCAUUAGCUGGAGCUUUAUACGACACAUUUAAGAGUUACGAAAUUCCAUUUUGGGUGGCCGGGGGAUUUCUAAUCACGUCAGCAGCUAUAAGCUUCAUGGUUCCAUGUGUGACAAGGUUUGCCCCAGACAAGAAAGUUCUGCAGCCUCCACUUUACCAAGUUGGCUACUUGGAAGAUAUUCCAGAAGCCGCAGAAUCUUCGCACAACAAUAGUGGCGAGUUGGACGAUAAUGAGAAGAAGGAAAAAUUUGAUCAAGUUGAAUCUUCACUGUAAAUGGAGGACGAGUAGGAGGCUAAUACAUAUACAUACACUAUGAGAUUCUUCAAUUUAGGACAAAACAUUGAUGUGACAACAAUUAAGAAAAGAAACUGGAAAUAAUAAUCCAGACGUGACCCCUCGCCCCAGAUGAUAAUUCGUCAUUCCCAUCAAAUACUAAACAGACAGAAUUUGACGAAUUUGUCCAGUGAUGUGUAGUUCAAAAAAUGAAAACGAUGGACAUCCUUUCAAUCCAAGGAGAUCCAAGGAAUGAAUCUUAUUUUUUCAUCUUAUAUGCAGUGAUUCUAAUUAUUAUUGUUUUAAAACAUUAUGUGUACAUAUAUGACAUUUAUUGUUAUGUUUAUUUGUUGUUCUUGUUUGUUAAUAUGUUCAUAUGUACAUAUAUUUGACAAAUUCGGUAGUAUAAGUAUCGACUGAUGAAUGAAGUGUUUUGCAUUCCUUGACAGUUUCAUCAAUCACUAGAUUAUAGAGAUGCGUGAUUCUGCCGUGAUGAGAGGAUAAUUUUUUUUCAAACUUAUGUAAUUUAUUGUUGUUAUUUCAUAUUUUUUAUGGAAUCGUGUGUUUGAAUAUGAAUGUAACAAGGUACGUACCUUAAUUUUUUGGGGGCGUUUCUAAUAUUAUUAGUAAUUUUAAUGAGAAUGAAUAUCAUUAAGUACAUAAAUUAUACUGUUAUACGAAUAUAUUCAUACACGUCUCCGAUGCGACUCUGUGUGUUGAGGUGUGGAUACUCUUCGCCGUUUCAAACUGUUGGCGAAUCCUAUGUGAAAAUGUGAUGAUAUAAAAUUUAGGAAUAUUUUCCAAUAUCGGUACGUUGCACGGCUUGUGUAGAACGGAGAGAGAUGUGUGUACGUUUGUAUUCAAUGGCAGCAUUAUAUAGUUCUUUAUGCCUUUUGAAACUAUAUAAUUUGAAGCAUUUCGAGCAGUUAGUAGCGUUUGCUGUUGUGCAAGCGAGACUGAGGAUGAGUGGUUUGGUAGGCAACUUCUGUGAUAUCACCUUCCCAACGACUCCCAACCAGAAAAGCACGAUGAUUAAUAUGAUUAGGACGAUGAUAUGCUACAUACAUACAUAGUUUGUAAGUAAUUGCUGCUUGAGAGAACUGUACUAAAGGUAAUAAUACUUAAUUACAAUAUAUUUAAAAUUGCACCUAUAUAAUGCCGAACGGAAUACCAUCACUCACAGCCCUCUUGUUACUUGCCAACAGCAGCACUGCGAUACGCGACUCUUGCCUCAUAUUUAUAAAAUACUUAACUCAAUGAAUACAAUCAAACCCAUCAAUUCAAACCUUUCACCGGUUUUCUCUUUCACGACGGCUUCGCCUAAGCAGCAACGAAACCCAUGUAGAUUUCGUACAAGAUUUCUUCAACCCUGUUUUAAUUAAUGUAGGUUAUGUACAUUUCAAUUGUAGAAUAGCGUGUGUAGUUUUUAUUUUACAACGUUGUACAUAUAUAAUUAAUUAGUUAUGUUACGUAGUUGAGGAAUUUUACUUUUCGUGACGAUAAACUGAAACUUAUUACAUUGUACUUGACAUAUUAUUAUCAUUUCAAAAUACAAAGAAAUAUAUGUUUAACGAAAAAUUGCAAA
Molecule: messenger RNA, 4834 nt
Organism: Folsomia candida
Lineage: Eukaryota; Metazoa; Arthropoda; Collembola; Entomobryomorpha; Isotomidae
Exons: 19
Coding region: 517-3249 (910 amino acids)
Biological process (GO): transmembrane transport; monocarboxylic acid transport
Molecular function (GO): monocarboxylic acid transmembrane transporter activity
Source: RefSeq, a predicted model, not a curated record